Messenger RNA from Staurois parvus, 342 nucleotides. Lineage: Eukaryota; Metazoa; Chordata; Amphibia; Anura; Ranidae. The record is from the annotation of a GenBank genome assembly.
UCAUGCUGCUGCCAGGUCCAGAGUCUGUCAUGGGUCCCUGUACGGCCUCCCAUUGCUGCUGUCUCCAUCGCCACACUCUGCCAUGUGCCACUUUCAGGUCUCCUCACACUGCUGGUGUGUUCCAUUUUUUGUCAUAGGGUGCUGGCAGAUUACGGGCCUCCCAUAGCUGCUGCCAGGCCCCUAAUCUGCCAUGGGCCCCUAUACCGCCUCCUCAUGCUGCUGCCAAGUCCAGAGUCUGUCAUGGGUCCCUGUACGGCCUCCCAUUGCUGCUGUCUCCAUCGCCACACUCUGCCAUGUGCCACUUUCAGGUCUCCUCACACUGCUGGUGUGUUGAAUUUUUUG